This is a messenger RNA of Pundamilia nyererei, 5372 nucleotides long. It is a transcript of the gene ccdc50a, whose product is annotated as coiled-coil domain containing 50a. The transcript has 7 exons. Gene Ontology annotation, molecular function: ubiquitin protein ligase binding. The coding region runs from base 2165 to 3382 and encodes 405 amino acids. The record is from RefSeq and is a predicted model, not a curated record. Lineage: Eukaryota; Metazoa; Chordata; Actinopteri; Cichliformes; Cichlidae. Gene Ontology annotation, cellular component: cytoplasm.
GCAGAUGAUCUGUUAGCUGUUUGACAACUACUCUUUCAAGGAUUAAAGAAUAAUUCUCACAGCUUUUCACAGAAGAAUAUAAAGUCAUGAGUAAGGCCACGGGAGGUGAUCGGUCUCAGUUUCUGUGCCGGAUUUGGUUUUGUCUCCAGCUUUGAGUGCGGUGGGCAAGUCUCUAACACUCAUGGCGAUUGUUGCUGACUUGAAGAUUGUGGAAUGCAUUUAUAAGCACAUAAUUAACCCUGAAGGAAGGCUUGCGUGUUCCUGCAGAGAAAUAACUCGUCCUUUUACUCCCAGUGCAGAGCGCUGAUUGAGCCUUUUGUACCAGAGUUGGCAUUUAGUGAAUUAGGAGCAAUUUUAGAUUUACUCCUGAUGUAUUUUUAAAAAAAAACAACAUGUUUUUAGUGUUUUUUGGGGCUUCUAAAACGUGUUAGCAGCUCAGUGUCACAAUUUUAUGUUUCAUGUUGAAAAAUUGAAGCUUUGCUGCAAGUCCUAAUCCAAAAUGUCAUCACGAUUGCUUCUGUGCCUGAAGCGCUGCGGCCGUUUCUUAUUGCGUCUUGUUGAGGCAUGAGUGCGGUCGCAGGUCUUGAACCACAGUUGUGAGUGUGGGAGGAAGUAAAUUUCCUGUUCCUAAUAAAAGCUCAGCUUUUCUCUCUGCAGCUGCUAAAUCUAAUGUGACAUGCUGACUACCAGCUUUGCCAUUUCAACCCUUUUGGGUGUUUUGUUUCUGAGAUUGACUCAGAACACUAAACCUCUACAGUGGUGUCACAGAGGAAAAUCUCUUUUUUCCUUUUAGUCAACAGAAGAAAAAUCAGUCUGGUUUUCUAGCAAUUUGGUGCUCUGCAAAAAUUCAACACACACACAGUUUCUACUUAAAGUGCUCGUGAGUGAUUUUUAUCUUGUGCUCGUUUGUUCAUUUAAACUGUCACGGAAGCUGAUUUGAAUAGUUUCCGUGUUGGUGUUUGUCGGCGCAGAGCCGCCCUUCGUCGGCGCAGACGGGGAUGGGCGAGCCUCUCGCUGUCAGUCCACCUGCUUGUUCUCUGUAUCGACUGCAGACUGUGAGAACUUAUGUAACUACUCACCUGUAACGUCACCACUGGGCGUUUGCACCUGUGACUGUGAUGAUGUCACAGUCUCUCUCUCUGACUACAAAAACAUGUUGCUUCUCGUCACUGAACAGCUGUCAGGGUAGAAUAAAAGGUUAAAAAUAGGAGAAUAUUUAAAUUUUUUAAAGUGAGACGAGGUGAGCAAACAGCGAAUGCCCGUGGGCGUCUGAGCAGGUGUCAGGCUCUGCUCGUACCUCCCUGCUGCUGGCUGGAUAACUGGAAUGCCAUUGCACUGACUGGCAGUGCGGCGAGGACUGGCCUGAGCUUUGUUCCUCGCUGUGCGUUUCCUUUCAUUUGUGUUCAUUCAAACAUUUCACAUGUCGACUCCCAACAAACAGGUUUCCUUAAAGGUGAAGUGCUCAGAUCAUCAGUUUGCUCUGUUGGUGUCUGCAGCGUCUGUAUUUACAAAAGCAGUGGCAUGUGGAGUGCAAUGGAGGAGCAGACCAUUUGUAACCAUUUAAAAACAUCAUAUACUGGUUGAUGUCCCAUCAUGAGUCCUGAGUGUCUUUAUAUCCAGUCAGACUGUCUGAUAGCGGCUAACACUCGCUGUUGCUGUCUUUGCAACAUUUUAAUUUUCCAACCGUAACAACUGCCGGGACGUUUUGGGUCAUUUAAUGUCAUCUUCUGCAUUUCCUCUUUCUUCUAACCACUGCUCUCCUCACAGGUGCUGUAUCUAACCCGGUGCUCACUAACUGUCUUGACUUAUAUUACACCUGUCUGUUGUUGUUAACUUUCCCUGUUUUCAUCAACCACCACCAUCAUCAUCAUCCUCAUCAUCAUCAUCAUCAUCGUGCCUUCUCACUCUGCUUUGCUCAGCUGCAAGAAGACCUCUAGACUUGGACAAACCCAGACAUCACACACCGACGUCCCCCUGGCGAUACGAUGCUCCGGUGAGCUCACGUCGAGAUUACUCUCCAGAUUAUAGUUCAACAGAACCUAAAAGGAGCAGACACCCAAAACUGGAUGCUGCAGCACCCCGUGGUCGCUCCAGAUACCCAGAGGGCUAUCUGCUGGCAGAAGGAGGCCGUAGCAGGCACGCAGAUCCUUUUCCUGAGCACCUGAUGCACAACAGGGGCAAGCACGGGGACAGGUAUCCAGAGCACGAGCCCUCACAGACUGGCAGAGCCAGGGAUUUAGGGUACGAGGACACAGAGAGAGUGGUGAGGAGGAAAGAGAGACCAGCUAGACCACCUCCAGUACAAAUUCCUAAAGAGAGGGACAAAACGUGGGUCAGAGAGCAGAACAGGCAGUACGACCGAGACGGAGGCAGAGAACCGGAAUAUGAGAGGUAUACUGCAAGAGACCAGAGGAGGGACAGAGAUCGGAGGAGGGACAGAGACCAGGACCUCAGGUGGGGAAGAGCAGAGGGGCGGGACGGAGAAAGAUCCAGAGACAGAGGACGAAGUUUGGACAGAGAGCUAGAGGGACACGGACAUCGAGAUAAAGGAAGACAAAGAGCGAGAACCCGGAGCAGGGAGAGAGGACUCGAAGAGGCCUUUGUGGAGCCAGCACACAGCCGGGACCGGCUGAGGGAAGGGAGGGCUUCCUGGGAGGGGGAAGAGGAGGAUUUUGAGAGGACCAGGGGACGGCACCGUGUCCAGUCCAGCCCCAAUGAGCUGUUUGGAGAUCAUAGGGGCGAUGAAGGCAGAGGAGACAGCAGGGAGUUCUGGGACCUCCAGCAGGGGGAGGGUCAUGGCAGGGAACGCAGUCAUAGUCAACCCAGCGGAGAGACAGGUCGUAUUGCGCACCGUGGCGGCGGGUCAGUAAUGCCAGAGACUGAGUACGGACUGAGUGAGGCCACCAAGGGUUUGACCAAGCUCGAUCUGCGCGAGCAAGAGCUGAAGGACCUGGAGGUGGCCAAGAAACUGCAAGAGGAGGAAAUUAAGGCGAGCCAGAUGCACGUGCGUGCAGCCCAAGUGGCACAAGACGAGGAAAUCGCCCGACUGCUGAUGGAGCAGGAGAAAAAGGAGUACAGGAAGAAUCGCGAAUGGGAGAAAGAGAAGGAGCGGGAGAGGCUGGCCAUGGAAAGGAUGGCAGUGGAGAGGAGGCGGCAAGAGGGAGACUACAGGCCAAACUCCGAGGACGUUGUCCGGCCCAGGACACGAGAGGAGUACGAGUACCAAAGGCAGAAGAACUACAAGCCUCCGAGGCCUCCACAGCCGCGCACACAUGACUAUGAGAAUGUCAGUCCUGGCUACGUCUACCCAGAUCACCCUGCUGCCCCUCGCGCUCCAGCCAGACCUGAUCCAACUUACAGAGGUGCCUAUCACAAGCGGUGACUCAGGCUCUCGCCCGUGCGCACACAUGCUGUCAGUCCUCCUGUGUGUUUAUCUUUUAUUUUCACCCAUUCACACUCUGUUGGCCAGAAUCCUUUGGACAGUCAUGAGUUGGCAGUGGGAUUUUUUUUUUUUUUUUUAAUAUCCUCCAAAGUUGAGGAAGUGGAUGUGUGAGUGCUAGAAACACUCAUCUUUUUUUUAAUGAUCUGUAAAAUGUGAUUGCAUAUUUCUUUGAACUGAUGUGACAUUAAGCCUAGCCAAAAGAAAUCUCCCAUGAUUCUUUGCUGUGUAAAUGAAGGAACUGCCCCCCUGCUGUGGUCAUUGUGUGCCAUCAAAGGGCUUAAAGCCUCUGCUGGAUGUAACAGUUCCUCGAGACUCUUCAUGGGACAUGCCUGUCUGGUCCACUGUGGCUGUUACAGUGUCUUAGAUACCAACGUGGCAGCUUCUUUGUUACAGCGUGCUGCGCCUCUGUUCUCGCCGUGCUGUGCAGCGAGGCCCUGUGAGGGCUGCCCAUGUGCCACACAGCCUUUGACUCUGAAGGGGAUGCAUUAUAUUUUGUUUUAUUUGCUGUAAUUAUAAAACAAAGAAAUAAGCCUUGAUUUCGGUGCUGGUAGCUCUGGCUUUCAUAUGUUUCCCACCUUGUUCCAGCGCAGAAGAGGUGGAGCUUAGCGGCGAUCCGUGGACAUCGAUCAGCUCGAUGUGUUUGCGGGUUUUUUUGUUUGUGAGGGGAACUUUUUUUUUUUUCCACUUAACCCUGUCUUUCUUAAACUGUAGUGGUAUGACUGUAUAUGACUCACUGUUUCUAUGUGCAUGCUUACUGAGAGUGUACAGAUGUGUACAUGCAUCUCAGCUCUGUAUCAAUAUUAACUGGCUCCCUCUUUAUUAUCAGAAAGGGCUAAAGCUGCAAACAGCCAAUAAUAAUCUCUCUGUAGAAACUAAAUAUGUGCUCACAUAUACUGCUGUACAGUAUUUCAGUCUUCUGCCAAUAUUUCAUAUGAGCUUGUCAUUUCCAGCUGGCCCAUAAAAGAACCAGUACCAAAUGAAAUGCAUGUGUUGCCUGUGUCAAACCUGAGUUCAUGCUCAGAUGCUGUGUGUAAAUCUGCAUUCUUGUUUUUUACAUUCGACCAAAUCAUGUGGAAACUGUUCGGUUCUCCCUCCAUGAAACUUGUAUCCUGCUCGUUGUCUUUAUUGAGAAAGGGAGCUUUAUAUUUAUUUUUGUAAAUUUCUUUUUUCCUCACAUUGUUUCCUCAGUUUUCAUUGGCCAAGCUUCCCCGCUGUCACAUCCAGGACUGUCCGGUCUCAUACUUCCUGCUUGCAGAAAGGAGAUAUUCUAGUGUUUUGUUUUAGAUUUCUUCAGGUCCUGAUAUUUUUGGUUAUGAGAGGGGAAAAAACGGAUAAUGAAGAGCACAUUGCUGAAAUGUUUGUGAUUGCCACACAAUGACUCACUCAUUGAGCAUUUGGUGCUGUGUAGAGUUUUUGCUUUGUAAUAAAUGUUGCUGAAAUUAUAAAUCUGCGUGGAGAACAAGCCCCUGUGCUGUAAGCAGAAACUCUUCUCUCGUAGUGCAUUGAACAAACAUGCAACUGUCAUUGAACUACAGUGUGUGCUACUUGCUGUUGACAGAAUGAGAUAUGUGCCAUAUACGUGUUGUUUUUCAGGGACUUUACAAAUUGGAGGGAUUAAAAGUUGUGGUUGUAGCGGAGCUAGCGCACCCACUGUGGUGGGUCUCCCUAAUUUAUUCUUUGAUGAGAGCGCCACCUAGUGGACGUGCUUCCAGGUGGUGAGGGUACAGAUCACAGUGAUGUGUAUUUGUGUAUGUUGUGCUUCAGAUAUGACUUUACUUUCAUGUGUUGUCUGUUUUCUUUGAUUUAGGGCUUUAUGCAAUCUACCAAUCAUGAAUCAACAUGUUGGACUUUUAAAGUAAAAUGAAUUUAAGUUGCUUUUACUUGUAGCAUCUCAAAAUGUAAUAAAUUGCAUCAGCAUUUACACCAUGAA